Messenger RNA from Cadophora gregata, 2237 nucleotides. RefSeq lists its product as uncharacterized. Bases 222 to 2069 code for a protein of 615 amino acids. The transcript has a single exon. The record is from RefSeq and is a predicted model, not a curated record. Lineage: Eukaryota; Fungi; Ascomycota; Leotiomycetes; Helotiales; Ploettnerulaceae.
CGGUAUAUAUCCUCUUCUUUCCUUUCUCCUCUGUUACCAUCCUUUCAAUAUUGCUGUUCACCUUCAAUCUCUCUAAUUUCAGUAACAGUUCUCAGAACAUUGACCUGUUAAUGUGUCUUUACGGUUCUGUCGUACGCGACCUCAGCCUUGUGUGACUUCACGUUGCCAAAGAAGGGCAGCACUUUAAUCAUAACAGAAAUCUUCACUGCCAGAGCGCCAUCAUGAGACUCAUCAAUUGUGAAACGGGAGAGCUUGAGUGGUUUGCGGUCCAGCCACCGCCAUAUUCAAUCCUGUCCCACACUUGGGAUGGCGAGACCGAAGUCACGUACCAAGAUUACAUGAACUUUCUCUCUGGGCGAGGCAAAGAGAGUCGAAAGAACUGGGCAAAAGUCGAGAGGUCGAUAGAGAUCACCUUGAACAGCAGUGAACGACUGAAAUAUAUCUGGAUUGACACAUGCUGCAUCGACAAGACCGAUACCCCGGAGUUGAGCGAAGCGAUCAAUUCCAUGUUCAAAUGGUAUGCGAGGGCCACUGUGUGCUACGCUCAAAUCGCAGAUUUCGAAUCCGACUUCUUAGCUGCGCCAAUGAUGUCCGUCUAUCAAAUCAAUAAUAGUAGGGCUCCGGGACAAGGGCAAAGUCACGAGAUGCCUCAAAUACACGCCAGUCCUCAACUGACGGACAUCGCGAAGAGGGAGCUGAGAGGUUGCCGCUGGUUUACCAGAGGAUGGACUUUGCAGGAAUUGAUAGCUCCACCAACAGUCGAAUUUUAUGACGUUCACUGGAUACAUUUCGGAAAUCGCAAUGAACUCGGAGAUCUUCUGACGAGUAUAACAAGCAUCGACAAAAAGAUCUUUGAGAACACCGGGACUACUCAUCGUGAACAGAAUGUUACAAGCAUGCUGAGCAGAAUGACAAUUGCCAAAAAGAUGUCCUGGGCAAAAAAUCGACAGACUGCUAGGACGGAAGAUAUAGCGUAUUCGCUUCUUGGAAUCUUCGGGGUGAACAUGGCCAUGACAUAUGGUGAGGAAAACAAAGCUUUCAUACGGUUACAGAAAGAGAUUAUGGCGCAGUACAACGAUUUAUCAAUCUUCGCCUGGGCUGCAAACCCGACAGCACAUGGAGUCGUCCCCGAGUUUCGUGGAAUUCUCGCUCACUCCCCCGCGGAGUUUGCAAACGCUGGUUAUUUCGAACCCUCGAGGAACGCCAUUGCCAAUCCAGAUUUCACAUUGACCAACAACGGCGUCAAAAUCAACGCACAGAUCCGCAAUAUCCCCAAUAGCAAGUAUCUCUUCCUCAGCUUGAAUUGUUACGACCAAGCCGACGGACCUCAUAAUAUUCAAGGCAUCACAUUGCAACUCAUCGGCUUCAACAAGUACAAACGUACCAACCCAUCCUGUCUGGCUAUCGAGCUGAACUCAUGGCCUCUCCAACCCAGAAAAGAAUUUUUCAUCUCAUCCGACGACACAGAUACCGAUACGGAGCAUCUCUCCAGAAGCGACAACCAGUCCUUCGUGUUCGAUUUGCAGGGGCUGGAGUUCUACGAGAAGAUGCGAGUUAGUCAUGACAUGGCUUGGGACGACAGCACGACUACAUUCAAUACACACGGCCUGUCGAGUUUUAAUGGCUGUGUCUGGUUCAGGACACGAGGAAGAGCCAGCGAGAAAGUAUCAGAGUGUCUCGUUGCCUGCGGAACCGCAACAUCCGCUCAAGAAGGGCCCUGGCUCUGCGUCGUGACACGAGAUCACGCAGUCUACAAAGCGGCCAUGGACCAGAACUGGGAGGCGAUGGGCUCGCUUGGCAGGAAAGCAGGAAGAACACCAUACACUGGUGAGGGAGCGAGCACGAUGAUGAGUGUUGAGAUCCCGUACGAUGGGAAAGAUAUUUACGAGCAGAAGAGUGGAUUGCGCAUCUCAGCUUUCAUGGUAAGGGAGACGGGAACGAAAUUCAGGAUUCGAGUCCAGGCGGAGCCCUUUGAUCAUGCCAGUGGAUGCGAUAAUUGCUUGAUUUGUUGUUGUGAUCCGAGAGCGGCGGAUUGUUCGGGUAACAAUGGAAGCUGUGUUAUUUUGUGAUGGGCGAAUUGAGGUCGAGGCCUGUAAUGAUUUGAAUCUUGAAAUUAUUUCAGGUUAUUGGAACGUGGAUGAAGGAUGUGCAGCAAUGCGACGAGAAACAUAAUACCAUAAUCAGGCGAAGGGUGUGUACAAAAGGAAUUGAAUCAAUUGCCAUUAUUUCUAUCCUGC